UCUAAAUGAAAUUGAAUAAAGUCUACUUCCGUUAUGGUUUCGCAGUACGACUGAAAGUGAGUAAAACCACUGGCAUAGAAUAGUUGCUGUCAUUCUAGAUCGUGCACUCACCAGGUUGAGUCUCUGAGUGCAUUGUAAAGAUGGCGGACGACGUAAAUUCCGAUUCUGAUGAUGAGAUCGAAUACUCAGGGAUGAUACAACCCCCUCUCAUUAAACAGUUGCAAACUAUUCUGAGUGAAUAUCCCGAUGAUGGACAAAUUCUUAAGGAAAUCAUCCAAAAUGCAGAGGAUGCUGGCGCCUCGGAGAUGAAGAUUCUUUAUGAUGCCAGACCAGCAGUGCAAGAACCUUCAACAAAGAAAGCUCCGUUUAGAAAGUAUUUCAAGGGACCUGCACUAGUAGUUCAUAACAACGCAGAGUUCACUGAAGAUGACUGGAAAGGAAUAAAGAUGUUAUACAGCAGCAUAAAAGAGUUUGACAAGACCAAGGUUGGACGAUUUGGUCUUGGAUUCAAAUCUGUCUUUCACAUAACAGAUUAUCCAGUUAUCAUAAGUGGAGACCAGCUACUAGUAUUGGACCCACAUCAAGAUUCCUCAAAGGUCUGUCAGACCAUGAAACUGAAGAAACUUCACAGAUACAAGAAAAUGAAUAUAGAAGACUGCCUUAAGACUUUCUCAGGUGUGUUUGGGUUUGAUCAAAAUACUCUAGAAAGUGGACACUUUCGAGGAACCAUAUUUAGAUUUCCUCUGCGCCAAGAGGAAACAGAUCUUUCGGACAACAUUUAUGACAAAUCCAAAGUGGACGACCUGUUUAUGUCAUUCAAGGAUGAGGCCCCAGUAUCAUUACUCUUUUUAAAAUGCCUUGAAAGUAUCACUUUACUUCGAGAAGAAAAUGAAUCAAAGACAGGAGACAUAGGUGAAAAGAUUUUUUCUGUUCAUAUAGACGAGACUACCAUUGAAGCAGUACAGUCUGCAAGAAAUGACAUGCGAUCAAAGAUUCUAGGUUUACGAAAUGACUUACCAUCAAAAGCAAUACUAAAUAGUUAUUACAUGAAAAUAUGUGUGGAAGAUGAUGGUUUGGUUGUGUCAAGAAGGACGUGGAAGGUAAUGAAUUUGUUUCAAGGAAAAAACAACAUGUCCUCAAAAUUGCGAAAACUUUCCAAUGAUGACUCUCUGUCUUACAGUCCCUAUGUAGGUGUAGCUAUGGAUAUGGAUUGUCCUUUAGACUUGAAAGGUCACGUUUUCUGCUUUUUACCACUUCCAUUAACAGAGAAAAGCAUUAGUGGAUUGCCAAUUCAUGUAAAUGGAUUUUUUGCUCUAAGUCAAAGCAGACGAUUUGUGAAAUGGCCGACCGCUGACCAGAUACGUAAUCAUACCCACACAGAUAAGUCAAUUCAGUGGAACCAAGCACUCGUUAUUGAAGUUUUAUCAGAGGUCUACUCCAUUUUUCUUCAGGAGUUAGUAGAAGAAAGUGCAAGGCACGAAGACUUGAGCGAACGCACAGCAACUGUAUCACACUGCAUUCCGAAUGCAAAUGUUGUUGAUGAACACUGGGCCAUUCUUAUAUCCCCCUUGGUAGAAAAAUUGAAAAAUACACCCGUCUUUUUUACCACCAACGAAGGAGGAAAAUGGAUACCCAAGAACCAGGCUGUCUUUUUGAGACCAAAUAAGAUCCCAUUCUCAGAACAUGAAAUGGAGUCAACUAUUAGGAGAAUACUUGAAUUGUAUCAACAAAAUACUGUGGAGGUGAAAGAUCAUGUGUGGGAUACAAUGAGACUGCAAGGACAACAAGAAGUUUCACCAGGCUUUAUCAACAGGAUUUUAAGAACUUCAGAUGCAUAUACCAGCUGCAACAAUGAUGACAAAUUCAAUCUGAUCAGAUAUCUUCUUAGUGCUGGACAAUACAAUUCCCUUGAAGGUUUAAAUCUUGUUCCUCUGCAAAAUGGUGACUUCAUUAAAUUUAAUCGAAACAACACCAAAUCAAGCGAUAUAUACAUGGUCCCUCCAUCAAAGAUGAAAUUACUCGUUGGAAUGGGAGAUAGAAUGCUUACAAAUCUACCUACAGACAUUCUAGACUUGGUAAAAGCCAUCAGUGAAAAAGGCAUUUAUCAGAUUCGAAUUUUACAAGAGCAAAGCUUUAUUCAUCUUUUCAAAGAAACAGUCCAGAAGAACAUUGGUUUUGGGCAAUGUCCAAUAAGAUGGAAGUUAUCCGAUUCUAGUGUUGAAUGGCUAAGAAUGGUAUGGGAAUGCAUUGUUAAAGAGUUUUCACAAAAGUUAGAAGUGUUUCAAGAUCUUCCCCUAAUUCCAGAAAAAAUCAACGAAAAUGAAUAUCAGAUGCAUGCGCUGAAAGAAAACAUCUUAGUUGGAAAUAUAUCUGAAAAUAUCUCAACAUGUUUGGAUAUGCUGUCGAUUAAAGUUUUAGGAGGUUUUCCAAAAUACAUAUCAGUACAUCCACAGUUAGAUCACUUUAUUCCUGCUGUGUCUGUAAUGAAUGUAGUGAAUGCCAUUGCUUUGCUGGGUCAGAAGUCUAGCUGGGAGGAUAUAGUCAGCCAGUUCAACAACCAAUGCACUGCUGACCAAAAAACUGAUUUUUUGCAAUUCAUCAGCAAGGAACGUCAAAGAAUGGGAACCUUUUCAGUGCAGGUAUUGAAAUCGUUAAAGAUUUUUGCAACACAGCAAAAGUUCGUAAGCAUACGGGACAAUGGAAAUUUAUUGACAAAAGAUUUACCUGUGUUUUAUCCAUCUGAAGUCGUCAAAACUUCAGACAAAAAAGUUAUCUAUUUUGCCAAAGAGCUUGGUGCCCAUGAACUACAAGAUGCUGAAAUAUUCUCUAAUGUUCUAACAUGCGUAUUGAAAGGAAACGUCUACAAUAAAAAGGAAACACAGGAUGUCAUGAAAUAUACGAUAGAAAAAAAGAUAUACAACAUGAAUAGCACCAUGUUUCAGCUGGUGAAAAGCAUACCUUUUGUCACUACAGGAACAAAUAAUCAGAGGACAGCAGCAGAAUUAUUUGAUCCUGAAGAUGAGAUUAUUUGUAAUCUUGUAUCAGAUAGAUCAAAAUUUCCAUCUCCAAGCAUUCAACAUAAAGGAAUCAAGGUUUUGCGAAAGCUUGGACUAAAAUCUAGAGAACAUGUUUCCUCAGAGGAUAUCUAUCAUGCUGCCAAAGCUGUGCAUGAAAGCAGCAUUGAAAAUAAGGAAGUAACCGCUGACGUAAUAGCAAAGCAGUCUGCAAUUUUCAGAAUUCUCACAGAGAGGGAAGCCUUAUUGACUGAGUAUAUUACGGGCUCUAAUGCAUAUCUAAAAAACCUGUUGAUGGAUAUGGAAAUUGUUUUACCAUAUCAAGCUCCAGCUUUACCAUUACCAAAUUUGAUGUGGUUCAGAUAUCAACAUUUCUUUUGUAAGCCUUCUCAGGUAUUCAAUUGCGAAUAUUGGGAUCUUAUUGGACAUGUUGCUCCAGUUAUUUCACCUAACACCUCUACUAAUCUUAUCCAGCAUUUUAGAUGGAACAGAAAACCUGAUUUGGAAGUUGUUUUGCAACAGCAUUCAUUAUAUGUUGACAACUACCAAGAAAAAUACAAAUCGGAGUAUAUUCUUCCAAUUAAACGGCUUUAUACAUAUCUAGCUGAGAUUAGUAUGUUGAGGAACUGCAUAAACAUCUGCGUGGACAGAAUGUGGAUGGGCGAUGGUUUUAUUCAACCGGAUCAAAUCUAUAUAAACAGAUGUCCAGACGACAUAGAUAUCAAGCCUUAUCUUGUGCCACUGCCAACAGAAUUUUUAACAAAUGGCAUAGAACGAUUAGCAGAACAUCUUGGCUGUAAGAAAAAGCAAACAACAGAAAGCCUUAUUUCUAUUUUGAACGUCAUAAAAUCUUAUCAUGAGCAAAAUAAUUCGGAAAAAGACCGCAUUCGGUUCGAUAUGGAUAUUAUAAUUCGAAUCCUGAACAAGUUAAAAACUGUUUCUGAGGUCGGGAACAUGAAUGUACCAAUACCGAUUCAUUCUACAAAUGAAACAAAACUGGAAUUCAAAGAAGCAAGUGAAUGUAAUUACUGCAAUGCCGAAUGGUUGAAGGAGUUGGCGGAAGAGGAUGGUGAAUCGAUGUAUUUUGUUCAUGAGGAUGUUUCGUCUGACACUGCAGCAAAAUUGGGUGUUCCUUCUCUCACAGAAAAUUUACUAUCAGAGACUGAAGGAAUUCAGGAAUGGGGACAAAAAGAACCAUUGACGAGGCGCAUCAAAAAUCUGCUAAAAGACUACAAAGACGGCUUUGUGGUCCCAAAAGAAUUGGUACAAAAUGCAGAUGAUGCAAAGGCCACUAAAGUUUGCUUUUUAUACGAUGAAAGGGAAAAUAUGGAUUGUCGCACAAGACUUAUUGACGAAAGCAUGGUAUCUUGCCAAGGACCAGCACUGUGGGCAUUCAAUGAUGCUUUAUUCUCUCAAAAAGAUUUAGAAAAUAUAACAAAGCUAAGUGGAGCAACAAAAGCAGACGAUUUGACAAAAGUUGGAAAAUUUGGUCUCGGAUUUUGCUCUGUUUACAAUUUAACUGAUGUCCCAAGCUUUAUAACAGGUUCUAAUAUGGUGAUAUUUGACCCACAUGCCAAAUACAUCGGAAAGGCUGUCAAGAAAAAUAACCCAGGAUUGAAAAUAGAUCUCACUGCAACGAAAAACAAAAUUCUACUUCGCAGGAUGAAAAACCAGUUUAAGCCUUUUAAUGGGAUAUUUGGAUGCAAUCUGGAUUCAGAAGAUCCUUCAUUCAAAGGAACCCUAUUCCGAUUCCCAUUUAGAACAAAGGAACAAGCUGUGAACAGUGAAAUAAGUGAUAAAACCUAUAAUGAACAAGAAAUUCAGAGCAUGAUUCAAUUGUUUGUGGAAAAUGCAGGAAAUUUGCUUUUGUUUACUCAGCAUGUCAAACAAAUUGAGUUCUUUUAUCUACCGAAGGAUAGUCCUGAAACUGAUUUAAUUCUUUUGCAUCGAGUGCAUAGAAAAGAAGAUUCUCAAGAAGAUCUCCAAAUACUACCAACAUUUGGAUUAGCUAUGCAACACUAUCAAAAGAAUUGGCAAGAGAUUCCUCAACAAGUUUUGCAGACUUUGAAAGUAACUAUUUUGACAGAGUUGACAAAUGAGUGUCAUAAAGUUUGUAAUUCAAUGACUGGAAACUCAGAAGCAAAGUGGUUUAUAUCAUGGGCAUCUGGUACAACAGUUAGCUUGGAUAUGGGUAGACAUGUGUCUCAUAAAGGUGUUUUGCCUUUGGCGAGCACAGCAAUAUAUUUGAAAGAGGAAGCUGGUGUCCUAAAAUGUUCAUCCUUAAAAGAAACUCCAAAUGGAUUUUAUAAGGACAGUCACAUUUUUUGUUAUCUACCAUUACCAGUUAAUUCCCCUCUUCCGCUGCAUGUCAAUGGCUCAUUUGCCAUAUCAUCAAAUCGUAGACAACUGUCUUCAAAAACAACAGACGACAAAAAUGAUUUUGAGAAUGAUUGGAAUGAAGCAUUGCUAGCUGACGCUGUGGUCAACGCAUACAUUAAUUUGAUAGAGAACCUCAGUGAAAAAAACAUUUUAUGUGAUCGUUUACAAAAUGUCUGGCCAAUUCCGAACAAGGAAAUCCAAAAUAAAUUAUACAGUGCCUUUUACAGAACAUUUUACGAUUCAAUUAUUAAGCGAGACAGCAAAGUAUUUUGUAGUGAGAAACAAUGGCUGCCUUUAAGUCAAUGCAUUUUCUUGGAUCCAGAUUUACAAAGCUCGGAAAUAGGAAAAAUAGCAACAUUGGCAACAGCCAAUUAUAGACGAAGUGAACAUGUUUAUUUGAUUCUCCUUGAAAAAGAGAUUAUUGACGGCUAUAUUACACUGUUUGGAAAACUGCCAAAUAUCAUUCAAUCGAAAAUCAUAACCGUCGAAUGUUUCUACGUGGACAUCUUUUUAGAAAAUAUCGAUGAUGGUUUUUGGUCACUGGAUAUGAUUAAAUCACUUGUUGGCUUUGCAUUAGACCUUAACAAUGAAGAAAUUUGCUCUAAAAUGACCACUAUAAGAUGCAUUCCAACGUCAUUAAGCGGAACCUUGAACUUCUCAAAAGAACUUGUUGCAAAAACUGGAAAAAUAGCAACAAUGUUUUGUGAAGAAUACGAAAGGUUUCCUGCAGAAGAAUUUGAAAGUCAAAAUCGACAGACUGUCCUCAAUUCAAUGGGAAUGAUGAUUGAUGACAUAUCUGAUGAGCUCCUGUUAGAAAGAAUAGAAUCUAUUGAAAAAAUUGCAAAAACUUGCGCAAAAUGUGGCAUUGAGAAAUGUAAAUAUAUAUUGAUAUACAUUCAAGAAAGCAAACCAUUAAAAGAAAAUACAGCUCAACGAAUUAGAAACAUUCCGUUUCUUCCAGCGUUGCAGAAACCAGAAGAUUGGCUGUUCCCUUGGUUUCUUGAUGAAAGGAAAAACGAUUUAUAUUCGACAAUGUGUUCAAGACAUAGCGAGGACGUGUAUACCUAUAUUCUUGCUACACCAGCUGAACUUUUUAUGGACACUUGUAGAAACUUGGUAGGAUGUCAAAAGCUUGUUAUUGAUGUGUCAUCUUUGAAACUAUCUCUUUUUCCAAAGUUUGUGUUUCGUAAUUUAGGAGUUUUGUCGUCAGAGGACAUUCCACCAUUAACAGUGGUCCAACAAUUAAGCAAAAUAUGCCAAAAUGUGAAUCCUGAAUUUCUGCCGGAUACAUCCAAACAACUGCUCGGAAAGGUAUGCACAGAAAUAUAUCAAUUUUUAGACAAUGUGUGCAAAAAUGAACCUUCAGAGGAUAUUGGACAUCUGAAAAAUAUACCUUGCCUACUCGUUGAUGAUACUUUUGUAAAGCCAAGCCAAACUGCAUUAACCAUUCCUGUUAAAUGCAACCCAAAGUUAUAUGGAUUAGACCGAAUACUGUGGAAUAAACAUACAUUCUUCCUAGAAAAAAUUGGGGUAAAAAAAAUAUUUGAAGAAGAAGACGUGAUACCAGUUUUGAUGAAAAUGUCUCAGACGCAUAAAGGGGUGUUAGAUGAAAGAUCACUGGUGCUUGCAUGCAAUUUAGUUGAGUUACUUGCCAACGUAUGUAAGAGGCCUUUUCUUUCCGAUGACAACAAAGAUAUAUGUAUACCGGAUGAAGAAGGGACACUCUCUCCAAUCCGAAUGUUGUGCCUUGAUGAUAGCAAGUUGUUGCCAAAAGGGAAGUCAUUGAAAUUUAUACAUCCGAAAAUUAGAGAAGCAGACGCUAGAGUUCUUGGAGUGCAAUCGAAGAUCAGUGGAUCAUUAAUGCAAAAUUAUGUUCAGAAGUUAUUGCCAUUUGGACAAAAAGAAGAUUUAUCCGUUAGAAUCAAAAGAAUACUUCAACAAUAUCCGUUAAGUGAAGCGGUUCUGAAAGAAAUGUUGCAGAAUGCUGAUGACGCAAAAGCGAGCGAGGUCAUGUUUAUCACAGAUUUCAACAAAUACGGGACUGAAAAAACAUUUGAUUCUAAAUGGCAUCCUCUUCAAGGUCCUGCUCUUCUAGUCUACAACAAUAGUUUCUUCUCUGAUGCUGAUAUUUAUGGAAUUCAGCACUUAGGACAAGGAUCAAAGGGAGAUGAUCCCACAAAAACUGGACAAUAUGGUGUUGGAUUCAAUGCUGUUUACCAUAUAACAGAUGUACCUUCCUUUCUGUCAAAAGCGUCUGACGGAGCUGAGGAUACUCUGUGUGUUUUGGAUCCAAAUUGUAACUACGCAACUGGUGCAAAUGAAAACUCUCCUGGAGCUAGAUUUGUUGGAUUAAAUGACCUGCGAACACCUUUUCCCGAUGUUUUUGAGUGUUACCACGAAAACAUUUUGCUACAGUCUUCUGGAACGGUAUUUCGGUUGCCUCUGCGUACUAAGGUAUUUGCUGAGAAGUCUAAACUUUCAAGCAAGGAAGUGACAGAGGAAGAUAUAUUAAAAAUGCUACAAAACCUUGAAUCAGAGGUAACCAAGUCAUUACUGUUUCUACGGAACGUAAAAAAAAUAACAAUUGCAAGCAUUAAACACGGAAAACUUUAUGAAAAUAUUUGUACGGAGCUAGAAAUUUCAGAAGAACACCAAAAGGAGAAAUCAGCCUUUGAUGAAUACGUGCUGGAAAAAGCAAAACAAUUCAAAAAAAGUAAAGAUGUUUCCAAUAUAGAACAAAAGGAUGUACAGUAUGAUGUGAUUUUAAAAAGAACAUUUCAAACAGAUAGACGUUGGAGCAUAAUUCAAACAUUUGGAUUUAAUAGAGAGACUGUUAUACCAAGCUCUGUCCAGGAUGCUUUUGAUGAUAAUGAUUUAGGACUUUUGCCCCAGGGAGGAGUUGCAAUACCUUUGGACACUAUUUUAGAAGAAAAGGCGUUAGCAUUUUGUUUUUUGCCUUUGCCCUGUGAGACUGGAUUAACAAUGCACAUCAAUGGUCAUUUUUCCCUCGACAAUGAAUCUCGAAGAGGAUUGUGGAAAGAAGACAAGAAAGCUUACCGUACAGAGUGGAACACUCUAUUGCUCUGUGAUAUCAUCGCGCCAAUAUAUGCAAGAGCAAUGAAAUCGUUUCACUCUAUUCUUGGUCUAGAUUCAAUAACACAGGAAAACCGAGUUGCAAGGGACAAAAUAGACAAAUUUCACAGUUGUUUUCCAAAUAUUGCUAAAGCAAGUGAUCUUUACUGGAAAGAAUUUGUUAAGGCUGUUUAUAAGCAUAUUGCCAGGAUGCAACUAAAGAUGUUUUUGUCUUUUCGUUACAUUGAAAAAAAUAAAGCUGAAGUGUUAUCAUAUGCCCUGAAUGAAGGAAAUGAAAAUGUACUUUUUAGAGAAGAAACAGUGAAAAGUGAAAAUGUAAAAAUAGUUUCAAUAUCAAAAGAUCUUGGAGCAAAACUUGUAGACACACCGUUAUGGGUCUGUAAAAGCAUUGAAAGUGCAGGGAUCACUAUUACAAAGUUGAAUGCAGACAGUCUACUACGUUAUCUAAAAUCUACGGCAUGCCAAAUCAAUACUAUCAUUGAAGACACACAGCUAGAAUUGAAAACUUCUCCUCUGAAAAUACCCGAUCAUGUCAUAGCUUGUAUUGAAUUUUGCAUGAAAAGUAACAACUUCAGCAACGAAAUAGAUGGACUACCACUUUGUCUAUUAGAGACGGAAAAUGUUGUAAAGUUUAGUUUACAUAAACCUGUCAUAUUGACGCCAUUUUCAGACUUGAUUCCUAGUUCAAAAGAAAAACUACUCCACCAUAAGCUACACAAAAUUCUUCAACCCGAAAAUCUUGGGUGUAUAGAGAAGUUGAACAUUGAAAGAUUGGUGGAAUGUUUGCCUUUUGACAUUGACUAUGACUUAUUUCGUCAUAAUAUAUGUCAAUGGAAUCCAGAACAGUCCAAAAUUCCAAACAAACUAUGGUUAAAUAGAUUAUGGACGUUUCUCAGGUCAGAAAUAGGAGAUGUUCAUGAUCAAACCGAGGUGAAGCGUAUCCUUUUACCUAUUUUUCCUUGGAACAUAAUUCCCACAAGCAAGUUAGUUGGCAUUCAAUUUACUUCUGUAAUUGAUGUGAAAAAAGAGUUAUAUCCAUUAGAGAAAGCCAAUCAUGUCAUCGAUUUGUCAACAUUUCCAUCCUCAUUGAGACAAUCUUUGACAAAAUUAAAACUACCUGUUUUGGAUAGUAACUUAUUGCCUCCAGCACAUCCACUGGGUCAUAUUGUAUCAACCCAGAAUCGAGUUCAUGAUGUCUUAGAAUGCUUGUUUGUUCAUAGACAAUUGAUUGAGUGCAAUGAACAAUUAAAUAUAAAUGACUGUGACAAUAUUCUUGAGUAUUUUGCUGGUGGAUUACAACAGCUUCUUGAUUUACCAAAUAGACAAUACUGCCUUACAAUGCUUAGAAAAUUGCCUUUGUAUACGACAGUGCAUGGAGAGAAAAUGAAUCUUGAAGAAAAUCGUGACAUUUUAGCACUACCAGAGGGACUUCCUCCAGAUGGAAUGCAUAUUUGGGCUGAAAAGACAAGUAAAAUACUACUGCGUCAAAACAAUAGAUUAAAGUGCAUAUUUGAGCGUUUUAGUGUGACCAAACAAAGUGUAUGUGAAGUGUAUGUAGUGCAUAUUCUUCCCUGUUUUCAAAAUAUACCAGAAGUAAACAGAAUGAGACAUCUUGAAUACAUAAGAGACGACUUACUAAGACAAUCUUUUGUUUAUGAUGAUGAACAGCAAUGUCUCAUAAAAGCAUUAAAAAAAUUACCAUUCAUUCCACAAAAUGACGGAAAUUACAAAUUAGCUUCACAGUUUUUCAAUCCAUUCAACAAAUUAUUGGCUGUUAUGUUCGAAGAUCGUUCGCGUUUUCCACCAAAACCAUUUUCUUCCGAUGAAUGGAGAGAUUUUAUGAUUUUAGUUGGUAUGAGAUCAGAAAUAACGCCUGAGUUAUUUAUAGAGUUUGCAUUGCAACAAGAAUCUCAAGGACGUUGUGGCUUAUCUGAAAAACUUGAGGAAAGAUCCAAGUGUCUUGUUCAGCAUUUGUUGCAUUCUCCAAAAUUGCAUUCCAAAGAAUUUCUUCAACGCGUGAGUAAAAUCAAAUUUAUCGUCCCGUACAAAAUAGGGAAUACCUAUUGCACUAUAUGUCCCUACCCAUCUGAUGAAUCCAACCAUUUAAUAUCGUUUAGCAAUUCUGUACGGAGUAAAUUCUUAGUAACUGUAUGGACUCAACGCAGACUUCUGCCAACCUGGGUUGAUUAUGAAGCUCGUAACUUCAAUUUGUCUAAACUAGGAGUUCAGGAUCCAACUGCAAACAUGAUACUUACUCACAUUCAGAAAGUAUGUAGUCGUCUUGGAGUCCUCUCUGAAACCAGUCUUAACAAAUUGGGCUUACAAGAGAUUUCAAAAAUCAUGAGAACAUUCUAUGAGUAUGCAAGCGAUGUAAAGGUGUUAUCAUCAAUGGAUGUUUCGGCUUUGAAGAAAUUGCCUUUUGUCUUUGUAUCAGAAUUUCCAGGCGUAUUUCCAUGUGAACGAUUUACACUUCAAUUGGACGAAGAAUACAAAAUGAAACCAUACUUGAUGGCUAUACCAGAUGAAUUUUUAGGAUUUAUUCAACUCUUUGAAACACUUGGUGCAACAAGAAAAAUAUCUUCGAAGACAUUUGCCGAUAUACUAUAUCAAAUACACUCUAUAGGAGACAAUCUUAAUGCAAACGAGCUUACAGCUGUGAAGAAAGCAAUGCAGCUUUUCUUCGAGCUUCUCCCUCAAAAUGGUAGUUCUGAAGUGUUAUCGAACAAGGAUUUAUUCCUCUUAUCAAGAAAUGGAAAAUUGGUAGAGGCUAAAUCAUUAAUUUACAUGAACUUCUCAUUAUAUGAUUCGAUUUUUUCAGAAAAAGAAAAUUUGAAUAUUUUGUACGAUAGCUUUGAAAUUGAAGCUGAAAUCCUUCAAAAGAAAAUAAAAACCCUUCCUUGUGAAAUUCGACCAAAGUUCAUAUCGGAAGUAGUGACACAGCAUAUCGACACAAAGCAAGCCCAGAUUCAUACAAACAGGGCCUCACGACAAAUAAAUGAUUUUUUUAAAAGUGAUGAAUUCAUAAAUGGAGUCCUGAGGUUGGUUUAUAGAGAACAGCUCGAGAAAAAAGAACAGCAGUCCUCAGAUGAAAAGAUACGAACGUUUAAAGAAAAUUUGCGUAGAAUGCAACUGAUAUGUGCUAAAGGAAUGCAAAGAGUUUACACUUACGAAGGGAAAGAGAUCAAAAGAAAAACGUGUUCUCGGUAUUUUGAAUCGGCUGAAGAAAACGGGGAAAAAAUUUGUAAGAUUUAUGCAGACUUUCUUGAAGAAAACGACUCAGAAAAGGUUAUCAAUCAGAAUUAUGACAAUAUUUCUAGAGCAAUUAGGGAGUGUACAAGUUGUAAUUUCAAUAAUACAGAUGCCCUUUUGAGUAUGCUAUGCCAUGAAGUAAAACAGCCUGAAAAAAUUGAAACCGUUUUGGAUGAGCGUGAAGUUCCAUCUUUAAACAAAAAACAUAAAGUGGUUACGCUUCGAUUUCCUGAGCCCGGUGAUGUGGUAGAAAUUCGCUGGCAUGGUAUCCUUGAUAAUGCUUUUAUAUCGUUUGAACCUGGUGAAUAUGUGGCAUAUUUCUCUAGAAUGAACGAGCGUGGAGAUGUGGAGUACAAAUACGCGAUUAUAAAAGAAAAGGUAGCAUGUACAGUUGAUGCAAGUAGUUUAAUUUUUUUGCAAGCUUAUCUUGCUGAAAUUGAACCAGAAGUAGAAAAAGAAUUAAAAGUCUAUGAAUUGUACAAAUUCAACAGGUCUAAGGACCCUAAAGAUAAAAGCAUUUUUACUGAAUUCCAAGUUCAAGUUCUCCAUAAACGUACAGAAGAUGCAGAAACAAAUACUUCUUUUAACGAUAAUAGAUCACUCGACGAAAUAUUCAAAGAAAUCAGGGAUUUAUUAAAACAUGCGUUCACACUUCGUGAAGAUCAAAGAAGAAAUAUAUGUCGCAGAAUUAUGUUUAAGUGGCAUCCAGACAAAAACCCCGAUGACGUUCCAAGGGCAACAAAGGUAUUUCAGUACAUACGUAAAAUUAUACAAUUGCUUGAAGAUGGAAAAAACGUGGAUAUAGACGAUACGGAGGAACCUACAAAUAGAAGACAUCCAUGGAGUGAUGAUUUUUUCAGCGAAUUCGAAAAAUUUUACAGAAGAGAACAAGAAAACGAAAGGCGCUACCAAAGAACAAGAUCAACAAGCUCGCCAGGAACCGACGGUUACCAACGAUAUCAAAAUACCUAUUAUCCCGAUCCACAACCUUUUACAGCAAACAUGUGGCUUGAAGAAGCAAAAUAUGACAUGCGAUUUGCGUAUCAAUCGGAAGAUAGAGCAGAAUCAUAUUUCAGCUGGAUAUGCUUUACAAGCUAUCAGGCAGCAGAAAAGGCCCUCAUUGCAUGGCAAUACAAAGACGAUGCAAAAAAAGUAAAUCGCUCUGAAAGUCUUUUUAUUCUUGCUCAAUCUUGCCCUAAAGAAGUACGACGCCUGGCAACAGAUUUACAAAAUCUGACUCUGGAACCUCAAAGAAUGAGAUAUCCAGAGAGAGGUCAUCAACCAUCAAAGGCCUAUACCAGAUCCCAGGCCAGCAAGGCAAUGGAACUAGCCAACCGGAUUAUUGAAAAAGUAGAUGAGAAUUUAUAAUACAUGUAUGCCUCAUCUGCGUGUACUCUAAACAAAGCACAGGAAAGAAUUUCCUUUUAACGGAAGACAGUUUUAUAAAUUGUGGAAUUAGUUUUCUAGUUGUGGACCUUUAAAUAUUUGUAUAAAUGAUUGUGUUAAUACAGGGAAAGAUUUUG
This is a messenger RNA of Magallana angulata, 13258 nucleotides long. Its product is annotated as sacsin-like. The transcript has 9 exons. The coding region runs from base 141 to 13103 and encodes 4320 amino acids. Gene Ontology annotation, molecular function: Hsp70 protein binding. NCBI's taxonomy places the organism in Eukaryota, Metazoa, Mollusca, Bivalvia, Ostreida, Ostreidae. The record is from RefSeq and is a predicted model, not a curated record.